GAAUGAACGUCGAUAAGACGCAUCGCAAUUGAUCACCUCGCGCUCUAAAAGAUCCCUAGAUUUGGUUGGUUUGGUCAAGAGCCCUGCUAAAAACGAAUAACUACGAAGUACGGAGUACGGAAUACCUAUUUAAUAACUGUCGCAAAGCACCAAAAAUAGGAAUUCCUGAAUCGCGCACACCUCACCGCGAUGUCUGCGAGCGCGUCCGACAUCAUCACCUACAUCGGUGUACCCCUCGCCGUACUCGGCGUCAUGCCGAUCAUAUACACCUGCAUCCGCGCACUUCUCGUUCUGCGAUCCAUCCGUCUCGCCCUGGCGCGAAACGGUCACUCUGACUCUGCCGUCACCAGAGGCAGCAUGAUGUCCGGCGUCGUCGAGGUAGAGCUACCCCGAUGCACAAUAACUCCUCUGGACCGCGACCUUGAUCCCGAGUACUGGCAGCUCAACCCAGCCCGAUCGUCCCUCAAGGGCGGCACCUGGUCGUUUUUCCACUGGAAUCGCCUGGUCACGGGUAAAAGGUUGUAUCGGAUUCAAUACAAGGAUGAGCUGCGCGUUCCCCAGGCGGAGAUUGAGUUUCAUGAAUUGGUUUCGUUCUUGUUGGAUCGCGGGGCGGUACCGGAUGAGAAUGGUUGGAGUAUGCUAAGGACGAGUGGGCUGUGGACGCCGACAGGGACGGUUUUGAUGCGCCCGCCGCAGGGUAAAUUCGGGGGUGUGCUACGCGUUGGGGUGCCGGACGAUUCCGACGGGGUGUUGAGUUUGAAAGUGCAUUGGAGCAGUGACUGGGAUACGCGAAGUAAAGAAUGUUUGCCGCCCUUCUGGAUGAGGAUUCAUCAGCCGGGUUUGGCCUCUACUACAUGUGCGAAUCUGGAUAAGGAGAGUUACAAAUCUAGUGACUGCAUUAUCAAGAUAGACGAAGAAUCCUCGAGUGAACCCGAUGAUAGCAAACGAAAAGCUACGGACGAAAAGCCCGCCUCAACGGGGGAGAAAGGGCAAAUUGAAAGCACAGAGCCAACAGAAGGUGAAGGCAAGGAUACAGAUGCUGUCUCAACAACGCCAUCCCUUCUCGUUCUGAUUGAAGAAAAGCGGGUUGCGCUGCAUGGUGAAGCAAACCGCAGCGAUAGCAUCAGAUUCUGUCUAGAAGGGGACACAAUUGACCGUGUUUUCUUUGAGCACUCCAACAUCCAUACCGGUAGGGUUCGAGAGAUCAGUAAUUUGGGCGAAAUGGUCGUACAGUGGUUCGUCUACAUCGCCUCGUCCUUAGCACAUGUCGAGAAAACCGGCGCGUGGAACUUCGCCUUGCCCUCUGACGUUCUUCAGUCCACGCAACGAGACGCUGUGCCAUGUGGUGUCAUGGAGAUACUGGGAAUCAUGCAGGAACACGAGGUCCCUCAUUGGCCGAGGCCAAAGCCAAACUUUAACGAUCCGUGGAAGACGCACCGACGAUUCAUGGAGAACCAUCAUCAAAUGCAACUUGAGAGAUCAAUGCCACCGGCGCAAGCCGAAGCGUCGCGGAGGGCGAGAGAGCAGGCUACAAUGUGGAAUAUGCAGGAUGAUUAUCGAGAGAGUCAAAGGCUAAAACGAGAGUAUGAGGAGAAGCGCGUGACGGAGGUUGUGAAUUCACCUAGGCUCAGCAAUAAAAUUGUUGCAAAGGCCUGUGUAUCAUGGCUGAUCGCUCAGAAGGAUAUUCCGAACAGUUACAAAAUAACGGACGUAGUCCGCGCUGCUUUGUAUCUUAUGGCCUUGGAUGUGACCCGAGCGAGAUUAAUCGCGAAUAUCUGUGAUCGGUGGAUAACAUGGGGUAGAAGCGGUCUGAAUACCUCGGAUAUCACAGAGCUGCAGCAGAAUAAGAUAUGCUUCUGCUACGCAGCCACAAUGGUGUACACUAUGCAAGUUGCUGCACAGUCGGAUGGCAAGGUCUCCACACACAUGCAAGAAUGCUUGGGACUAUGGAAAAAAGUUCGGCUAGGUUGAAAUCCCUAUAAUAAGCGCCAAACAUCGUCCGGGCUCACGGUCCCUGACCAGCUUGCAUUCUUCGCAUACGAUCCUCUGCAGCUCUCGCUCGACGCUCCCUCUCCAGUCUCAUCCUCAUUUCUGGGGUCAUUCCUCGCAUCUCUUCUUCUCUCUUUUCGGACGCAGUUUUUUCGCGAGGCGCAAGCGUUCUCG
This is a messenger RNA of Coccidioides immitis RS, 2163 nucleotides long. RefSeq lists its product as uncharacterized. Lineage: Eukaryota; Fungi; Ascomycota; Eurotiomycetes; Onygenales; Onygenaceae. The record is from RefSeq and is a predicted model, not a curated record. The transcript has a single exon. The coding region runs from base 190 to 1971 and encodes 593 amino acids.